Botrytis byssoidea is the source of this 1011-nucleotide messenger RNA. RefSeq lists its product as uncharacterized. The record is from RefSeq and is a predicted model, not a curated record. Gene Ontology annotation, molecular function: iron ion binding; monooxygenase activity; heme binding. Lineage: Eukaryota; Fungi; Ascomycota; Leotiomycetes; Helotiales; Sclerotiniaceae. Bases 1 to 1011 code for a protein of 336 amino acids. The transcript is spliced from 5 exons.
AUGAUUGAAGAGAUCAAGAUAUUCAAAGAUCUGCUAAAGAAACAUGCAGAAAGUGGUAAAAUGAUGUUUCUCGAGGAUGCCAGUUUGAACCUUACAAUCGAUGUUAUUGGUAGAGUUGCAAUAGCUAUCCUAUAUCGCCGACUAGCAUACCUGAUGUAUGCUCUUAAUCCCUGGAAGCGGGACCACAGAUUCUGCAGCCAAACUAGCUACAACGAAAUGACAGCAGCAUUGCGAAGGCAACUGUUAUGGUGCACGACAGAACUCGACAAACGCUAUCGAAGCAUUAAAGACAGUGAGAUACAGAAAAAAGACAAAUCGAUUGUGGAUCUAGCAUUUAAAGGGGAUCUCGCGGAAAAUCCUUCAGCAGCAGGCAUCGAUAAGAGUUUCCAAAAUUUUGCCAUGGCACAAAUAAAAUUAUUCAUCUUCGCUGGCCACGACACUGCUUCUGCUGGGGCCAACAUUGCGGAUGCUGAGUCUGUAAUUGCUUCAAAGCCUCAACUAUUGAACCAGCUUACUUAUACCAUUGCGGUCAUCAAAAAGAUUCUCCGCAUCUACCCCACUGUCGCCGCGCUUCGCGAUGGACAAUCUUAUUUUUCUUUGAUAGGAGACAAUGGUCUUCGUUUCCCCACCGAGCGAACAAUAGUCUGGGGCGAUCAUUAUGCCACACAUCAUAAUCCUGCCCAUUGGCCGCGAGCUGAAGAGUUUCUUCCAGAACGAUGGAUCGUAACCGAAGGCCACGAGCUCUAUCCACCCAAAAAUGGAUGGCGACCUUUUGAACGCGGUCCUCGCAAUUGUAUUGGUCAGGAAGUAGCCAUGACAGAAAUAAAACUCAUGCUUGCAUUGACGAUUCGAGAUUUUGAUUUCAAGGAUGCUUACGAGGAGUAUGAUGUUAUGAAGGGUCACCCAAAGGGUUUAACUGUAAAUGGUCAAAGAGCAUACAUGAUGCUUCGGGGAGGCGGCCAUCCGGCAGAUCAUUAUCCAUGCAAGGUAUCUUUCGCAAAGCAAAGAUAA